GGGGAAUUCAGAUCAAACUCGUCAGAAUAUCAGAUCAUCGCCCUCGCAGGAUACCAUUCGUGGCCUACUCCCCAAUUUGAAAACCCAAGUCUCAUCAUUCAGACAAUUCGCCAUGUCCAACGAUUCCCAACAAGAUCAGCGAAGCGGAGCGAUCGAGGAAGAUGCCAUCGUCGUCGUCUUUGGAGCUUCGGGGGAUCUCGCCAAGAAAUCGACCUUCCCCGCGCUGUACGCGUUGCUCGUCGAGGGUUUACUUCCUGCCAAUACCAGGAUCUUAGGAUAUGCUCGCUCAAAAAUGUCGGACGAGAAGUUCGACGAACAGUUGUUCUGGAAGAUCCGGGACGAUGAAAAGGAAGGACACAUCAAGGCGAACGAUGCCAAGAAGGAAGAAUUCAAAAAGAUCUGCAAGUACGUGCAAGGCCCGUACGACAAGGAUGAGGGGUUCCAAGGGCUGGAAAAAGAAAUGCGGAGGAUAGAGAACGAGGAGUUUGACGGAAAACGAGCCAACCGGGUAUUCUACCUAGCCUUGCCUCCCUCGUCGUUCGCCCAGGUCUCCCACAUGAUCAAGAAGAACAAUUAUUGGAGCGGCAAGAUCAACCGACUAGUCAUCGAGAAACCAUUCGGAAAGGAUACAGAGGAUUGUAGGGCGAUGAUGAAUAGCAUCGCUGAGGAUUGGAAGGAAGAUGAGAUCUACCGGAUCGAUCAUUAUUUGGGCGAAGAGAUGAUUAGGGCAAUUUACCAUUUGAGGUUCGCCAAUCGAUUCAUCGAGCCUCUGCUCAAUCGGGAACAUGUCGAGAGCAUCUCGGUUGUCAUGAAGGAAAAGUUUGGAGCCGAGGGUCGAGGAGGGUAUUUCGACGAGUUCGGGAUGAUUCGGGAUGUCGGACAGAACCACCUCUUGCAAGCUAUCUCAAUCUUGACAAUGGAUCCUCCUGAUUCGAUGGACAACGAUUCUAUGCGUGACAACAAGGUUGACGUGCUCAAAAGCAUCCCACCGAUCGAGAAUUCUGACCUGGUGCUCGGCCAAUACGCUGAAGGAAAUGGCAAGAAGAGCUAUGUAGAUGACGAGACCGUUCCAGACAACAGCAAGACGGCGACGUUUGCGCAGUGGGCAAUGAAGAUCGAUAACGAGAGGUGGAAGGGUGUGCCCGUGUUGGUCAAAUGCGGAAAAGCGUUGGACGAGGGCAUCAUGACCAUGACUUUCAACUUCAAAGCCCCCAAGCACAACGUAUUCAAUGUCUCUGCCCCGAGCGCGCUUGUCGUUAGGCUCAACCCGGAACCCGCCAUUUACUUCAAGACCAACCUUUUGAAACCAUUGAGCAAGGGGUCCGAGUCAAUCUCGGACGAGAUGAAAUAUACCGUACCAGGACGGAAAGUGGCUGGGGACAAGCUCGCGUACGAGGUUGUGAUAGGAAACGUCUUCAAGGGGGAUCAAUCCGGCUUUGUGAGAGAGGACGAAGUCAUCGCGUCGUGGGAGAUUUUCACCCCGUUGUUGCGAUACAUCGAAGGACCCAAUGGACCUACCCCUAUCAAGUAUGCUUACGGGAGCCAUGGGCCGGAAGAGCAGUUCGAGUUUGAAAAGCGGUUCAACUUGCCCGUAGACCAGUAAAAACUAAGCGAACCUGAGAAUGAUUAAUACAAGAAUGGCCAGAGGGGAAACGAUUGAGGGAAACGGUUGUCAAUAGAGUCAUGGAU
Filobasidium floriforme is the source of this 1689-nucleotide messenger RNA. Its product is annotated as glucose-6-P dehydrogenase. Gene Ontology annotation, molecular function: NADP binding; glucose-6-phosphate dehydrogenase activity. Gene Ontology annotation, cellular component: cytosol. The record is from RefSeq and is a predicted model, not a curated record. The transcript has 10 exons. Bases 113 to 1603 code for a protein of 496 amino acids. Lineage: Eukaryota; Fungi; Basidiomycota; Tremellomycetes; Filobasidiales; Filobasidiaceae. Gene Ontology annotation, biological process: glucose metabolic process; pentose-phosphate shunt, oxidative branch.